AAUAGAUUCAAUGUAAAGCGGGUUUUUUCUAGUCUUAACUUAAAUUGUUUUUAGUUUUCCAAAAUGGAAAAUAAACAAGAAAGGAAAGCUAAUUUCGGGCCGAAGUUGAUAUACCCUAUAAAUAUACAUAUAUUGUUAAACACCAAUGCUGUUCAUCUUUUUUGAGGACAACUAUACUAUACUUUUCCGUAUCACAAUUACUUUGCGGUACAAUCUAAACCUGAUUUUUAAAAAAGCAGAAUUAAUAGAUUCCAAGAUUCCAAACAUUUUAAAUGCGAGACAAAAAGUACCUCAACAACUUUUAAUAUGACCGUUUCAGCGUGUAAGCCAUGAUACAAUAACAUGUUAUUUCUCGUAUUUAAUGAAAGCACAUUGUCACACUGAAAAGAGCCAUUGGUCACACUGAAAAGAACCGCAAACUUGCAAACGCGUGUCCAAACGAAAUAUAACUUAUAUUUAAUCGUAAAAAAAAGAAAAAAAAACAAUGAGGAUGCGGGAUAAAAUGUCCUGCUGGCAGCAGAUUUUAACCAAAGUGCACACCGAUUCGCUUCCGCCGGCGGAAUGGGCGGAGAUUUACAAACGUUUCCUUCAAAGCUGGGAUAAUCCUUACUGCAUCCAAAGCAACAUUAAUCCCUACACGCCGCUUAUGAACCAAUUCCUGGUCAGACCCAGGGAAACCUUGCGGAAAUCGAUAGCCACAGUUCCGAAGAUUGCAGAAUCUCAUCCACCCACCGAUUCCAGAAAGCGCCGGCAUUCCACGGCGCAUUCUGUUCCUCCCAAAGCUCCUUAUCCCAACGGGCGUCGGGACACCAUGUCGCAAUUCGGUCGACCUAAAAGUCCUAGUCCCAGCAAACAUAUGUAUUCCAUAGCUGCUCCUUUUCAAGAGACAAAAGCUUUAAAGGCUAGUACCAAGGAUCAUUAUCCAUACGCGUCCAAUGAUGCUUUCUGGAAGCCAAACAAAAGCCGAGAGUCAAGCCUUAGUGGUUCAAAGCGCCAAAAUACAUUUACCUUCCCUGAUGCUUCUAUCUUUAAUCCCAUCAACCAGAAAGAUUCAUGUGCCUCCGGAAAUGAAAUCGGCUUGAGUACCACGGAGCCAUUUUAUUCUAGUGCUUGCCAGACACCCAAGCGUCGAAAUUCGUCUUUUCCCACACAUAGUCCAGAUUUCAGACUCUGUAAACAACGGGAUUCCAGUGGUUCUUCAGCUAACUUGAUCAAGCGUCGUAAUACAUGUGCUUUUACAAACAGUCCACAAUACACAUUAGUAAACAAUCCUGUAAAGCGACCAGUUAAUUAUCUGCUGCACAAGCGCAAUAAUGGUUUACCAAAGUCAAGGUCAAAGACCAGUUUACAGCUUUCGGAGGAAUCAAGCGACGAAUUAGAUGACCACAUGCCGCUCUCCAAAUGGCUAAAGAAGGUCAAUAAACCAAAAUCGGACGCCCCCAUCAAAGAGGAGGCUCCUGCCGAAGAUUCGACUUUUGACACUAGGCAAGUAAAGCGCAAAAGAGGACGCCCCUCGCUCCAAGAGAAAGCCCAGCUGCAGGUCAGACUGGAGGCGGAAUCUAUAGAGCCACCCUCCAAACCUAUGCAGAAAGUGGCUCAGAAGCAAUUAAAAGGGAUUCAGAACCAUCUUAAAGCACCAUCGAAGCAAAAUACACCGUCAAAACUAUUGCAGAAAACUCAGCAGUUAAACAUUAAGGCAUCAGCGCACGAGAAGAUCAUUCAGCAACCGCAAAACGCGUCAAGAUCAUCUGGAAAGCAGACAGAAAACCCCCGAUUUCAGGGGAACGAGCCCAAAUCCUACAACUCACCACCCCUCAAGAAAAGGAGCAUAAAAAACGUUAGCGUAAAAGCAGUAAGCAGUUUCAUGGACUUUACAAUACCUAACCACUUCCUUUUGUUGCCACAGAUAAGCUCCGAAACGCCGCCUAUGCCAGCCCAUAUGCCACCGACUCCGAUGAAUUUGAAAUGCCUACCAAAAGAUGGAACCCUUGGAAAAAAUGUUGGCCGAAAGUCCAAUAUGUUUAGGAGGCAGCCAAACAAUAGGCCCAGCCAUCUCUACGAGCACAACUACAAUAGGUCUAGUUUCGAGGACAAGCACCAGAGACGAAAGCCUUAUGUGUCCAAAAAAUGUGACAUCAGCGAAGAUCAAAUAGUGGACGACGCCAUGGACCUAACCAGUCCCGUUGGCGGAGGCGAAGCCAGCGCAAAUGAACUCUACCCAAAAGAUGAUAACGUGGCCAACGAGAUUGAGCUGCUUAACUCGCCGAUGGAGUUGUUCCGUGAGGUAGAGGAGAUCGACCGCUGUCUAGAAAACUUUAUCAAUAAAACGCCUAGCGAAAUCGACCAUCAGCUGGCCAACACCACGGAGUUCUUUGAGAAGCUGCCGACUCUGUCGGCGGUGGACGUGAAAGAGUCAGAUUUGGUGGGCAGCAUCUUGGGAGAAAAGGAAGAACUAGACUACGAGGAGGAAGACGACGAUGUGCUCUCGGUGGCUGCCUCCUGUGGUAGUCUCGAAGAUGACAAUAUUGAGGUUAAACCAAAUGAUAAAUCGAAAGCUACAGCGACUAUGCCUGAGCCCAAACCGAUUCAGCAAGAAACUGCAGGAAAUCAAAUCAAAUCAAUUUUAAAGCCACUGAUAGAAACACUUAAGCCUAUUGUCGAAGCAAAAGGGCCGAAAGUGGAGAACACAAAGUCGUUUCGGAUACCCAAAUUAACCGCAGAAGAGCUGAAGACCCAACCGCCAGUGAUGCGUUGCCUCUACAAACAGGAGGAGUUGGAGAAGAAAAAGAAGACUUCUGCCAAACCUUCGCAACGGCCACUGGCUGAUCUUCCGGCAGCUGCAUCCAGUCGCAAGCAGCGGGAAGAGGCAACAGCUGCUCGACGGGCUAAAGAGCCAAUGCCGGUCUUCGCACCACCAUAUCGAGUACCACCCGAAGCAGUUCCGAUGGUUAGUGCCAGCAUUCAACCUUACAUCCCCGAGUUGCCCGUCGCCAUAUCCCAGCCCAAACAACAGGAUACUUCCUGGAUGAAAACCUUGUUUGGGGUCAAAUGCAUGCAGUCUGUGGACAACAAGUGCCGUUCGUUCAACUGCGAUCACUCGUUGAGCAGUUUGGGCGAAGUCCAGAGCCGUUUGAUAAGGAUGGACGAGGAGACCUUGGUAAAUGUCUAUCGACAGUCGCUGAGAUGUAAUUUGCUCUUCCAAACAUACUUCACCUCUUUUGUGGACGUCUUCGAGCUACGUCAGCUCCGGGAGCGUAUGCUGAAUAUGCUGUCCGACUGCCGUUUGCACAGAGGCAUCUCUGCGCCUCUGGUGGCCCACGCAUAUGGAGCUCUCAAUAAAUGCGGCCUCCAGGACAAGGCCGUGGCCUGCAUUAUGGAGCAUGUUUGGAUACCAUGCAAGGCGCACAAGUUUAGGGAUUUGACACUGAUGAUAUUACGUAUAGUUUCGAGCGCCAACUGGGAAGAUUAUUAUGACAAGCUAAUUGAGCUGGACAAGGAUUAUAAAUUCACGAUGCCCCUAGAAAACUUGAUUACAAUACUUCAAUCGUCUGUAGACCAGGGAGAGAAAUUUUUAAAGGCUGCCAAUUUGAUAAUGCUUCAACCAACUGCUAUAUGUGCCAACGAAACUAUUAUGUCGUUUCUAGCAAACGCAUCGAAGUGCCAUAUUCAAAAUGAGUAUUCCAGUUCGAAUUCGCGAGUAUCAGGAGUCGCUUUUAGUCCUCCUCCGCUUAUUUCAGCCGGGCAACUGCGAACAUCUUUUAGAGGACAGCCCGAAGUCCCUAGUUUUAGGGAUCCACCAAUAACCCCUAAUAACCUAAAUGGAAACUAUAGUUUCCAUAACUCCAUUGACCAUACUAACAGUUUAAUAAAGCAUCACAAACGAAUGUAAUUAUAUCUGAAAUGAUCUGGUAUCGAUUCAGCUUCUUUUUGACAUUUAGCAGUAUUUCUGCACCACACUUGACAUAAUUAAAAAUAUCAUAUUAAAGGUAAUUAUAGGAUUUGCCAUAUUUACAAUUUUAUGUAUUGCGGAAUUGAUUAAUAA
Messenger RNA from Drosophila rhopaloa, 4042 nucleotides. Its product is annotated as protein deadlock. NCBI's taxonomy places the organism in Eukaryota, Metazoa, Arthropoda, Insecta, Diptera, Drosophilidae. The transcript has 2 exons. The record is from RefSeq and is a predicted model, not a curated record. The coding region runs from base 485 to 3889 and encodes 1134 amino acids.